AUGCUGGAUAUGGUACAGUAUCCUACCUUCGACUCGUCAGUGAAAGUGCACUGCAUCAUUGUUGCAAGUAAAGCUCGUGUAGCCCCCCUGAAGACCAUUACAACCCCACUGUUAGAAUUGAAUGCUGCAAGAGUUGCUGUCAGUAUGGACCGUUUGCUGCGGCAAGAACUAGAUCUAUCCUUUGUACACUCAUGGAGAUACGUUGACACCAAGAAUAAUCCAGCUGACUUAGCAUCACAUGGGGUUCGGAUUGAUGAGUUCCUCAAGCGCAAGGACUGGGUAAGUGGUCCCCCUUUCCUUGGGGAAAGUGAGGACUAUUGGCCUGCUCUCCCUGCAGAUAUGGUGAGCAAUAAGCUGGAUGUAGAUAAUGCUGAAGUGAAAGGUAACACAGUUGCACUCAUUACUUCUGCCAAGGUGCCAGGAGGGAUUGAUCUUCUGUUUGAAAGAUUUUCCAAUUGGACCAAACUACAAAGUGUCAUGGCUUGGGUCCUUCGAUUUGCUAAUAAAAUGAAGCAUGUAACAUCUACAAGCAAGAGCUGUUGUAUUGUUUCUGGAGGUGUAAUGUCAGUUCCUCCUCUUGACUUAGAUGACCUUCAACACAGUGAAAAGGUUAUUCUGAAAAUUGUUCAAUCUUCAUGCUUUGAAAAUGAGCUUAAACUGCUAGCAGAAUCCAAAGAUGGAUUAUUGAGGGUAGGAGGCAGGCUUGUACAUAGUAAGCUUGAGUAUGAUGCAAGGCACCCAGUGAUUUUGCCCAAGGACUCCCCUGUUUCCAAACUACUCAUACAUUGGCAACAUGAGAAAUCAGCACACAGUGGUCCAAUUAUGUAUUAA
Penaeus monodon (black tiger shrimp) is the source of this 831-nucleotide messenger RNA. RefSeq lists its product as uncharacterized. Lineage: Eukaryota; Metazoa; Arthropoda; Malacostraca; Decapoda; Penaeidae. The transcript is spliced from 3 exons. Bases 1 to 831 code for a protein of 276 amino acids. The record is from RefSeq and is a predicted model, not a curated record.